Messenger RNA from Exophiala spinifera, 1050 nucleotides. RefSeq lists its product as uncharacterized. NCBI's taxonomy places the organism in Eukaryota, Fungi, Ascomycota, Eurotiomycetes, Chaetothyriales, Herpotrichiellaceae. Gene Ontology annotation, biological process: positive regulation of protein ubiquitination; metal ion transport; ubiquitin-dependent protein catabolic process. Bases 1 to 1050 code for a protein of 349 amino acids. The transcript has 3 exons. The record is from RefSeq and is a predicted model, not a curated record. Gene Ontology annotation, cellular component: Golgi apparatus; endoplasmic reticulum; perinuclear region of cytoplasm.
AUGGCCCCUCAAAGAUAUGAAGCGGUGAAUACUCACGACGACGAACCUGGCUCUCCUCUCACUCCUCACUCGAGCCAUGGCAUUCCCGCUUCUCCUCCUCCAUCCUUUCACUCUAGGGCAUCAUCACCGACAGGCCGCCGAUUAUUGAGACAGGACUCCCUUGCCAGCGAUGCCGAUCGGGACCUUGAAGACACCUUUGACGAUGGAGAGGCCUCAGAUGCAGACAAUGAUGGCGACGAUAGGCAACGUUUGAUGAGGGCUGAUCCUCCUUCCGCUGCUCAACAUCCGCCAACUCCUCGCGUACCUUCUACGAAUUCACUCUCAGCACCUCCGGUCGAGCGAAGGGUGACUGAACUGCCAGCAUUUAGACCAAUGCCAGCAUCUGCGCGAGCGAUGGAUGGUGUGUUUGCAAAUUUGUCGGCAAAGCCUGAAAGAGGAGAACCCAUCGAUGACAAGCCACCUACAUAUGAACAAGCUGCUGCUGAUGCCACUCCACCCUAUUGGGAGACUACUAUUUUGGCUCCUGGCAUGUCUUCCGACGAGGUGUAUGUUGACGGACUCCCUGUUGGUUCCGUCUUCUCCUUUAUUUGGAACGGCAUGAUUUCCAUGUCUUUCCAACUGGUCGGUUUCCUCCUCACUUAUCUGCUUCAUACGACACAUGCUGCAAAACACGGCAGUCGAGCCGGUCUUGGCUUGACUUUGGUUCAGUAUGGAUUUUAUAUGACCGGCUCAGGCGAUGGUGGCCAGGAUAGUGGCAAUCCAGGACAAUUUUCCAACUCUUCGCCCCCCGAUCCCAAUAGCCAUAAUUUCGAUCCGAACGCGGUCGAUGGAUCAGGAACUCCAAGCUCAGGAGGCCACGGAUUGGGAGGAUUUACAAGCGCAGAUUGGAUAUCCUACGUCUUAAUGAUUGUUGGCUGGUUUAUUCUUAUUCGGGCCGUCUCGGACUUUUUGCGGGCGAGACGGCACGAGCAGCUGGUUUUGCAAAGCCCGAACCGUGGCCUUCCAGUACCGGUGGUUGCUGAGGGUGAAACUGCCGAGCAAGUCGCCUAG